UUAAUAAAUGGAAAAAAUAAAAAGGUGUGAAUUUAAGAGUGAAUGAACAUGAAAGCUUAGUUGGUUUAUAAAAGUCACGGCUUUUCCUGUCAAAAACGAUCAUCUUGAUUUCUUGGCCAUGUUUGAUGGAUUUUUCAACUGAAGGAAAUUAGACCCAAAGAAUUUAGAGCAAAUUAAGCCAAUGGCGGCUGGAGACAAUUCCGAUCGUUCUCUGGAACACACUCCGACAUGGGCUCUUGCCGUAGUUUGCUUAUUCUUCAUUUCUAUCUCCAUUACCAUGGAGCACUCCUUUCAUCUCCUUUCCAACUGGCUCAAGAGGCACAAAAAAAUUGCUUUGCAUGAGGCAGUUGAAAAGCUCCGAUCAGAAUUGAUGCUUCUAGGAUUUAUAUCACUUUUCUUGGCCGCAACUCAAGAUUACAUAGCUAAAAUCUGCAUACCUUCAAGGCUAGCGAACAUCAUGCUUCCAUGCCGGAUAAAGGACGAACCAGAAGCAGCCCAAUUGCAACAUUUCCAACACUUGGCCAAUAGAAUUGUUGCGAAAUUUUCAUUGCCUCCUGCGGGUAAUGUUUUUAAUGAGAUUCUUCAGCAAUCAUACAGGCGGUUGGCUGAAGAAGAGACCGCAAAUGAUGGUGGCGGAGUUGCUGAGUCAUGCAGUGCGGGAAAGGCUCCUCUCAUUAGUAAAGAUGCAAUUCAUCAGCUUCACAUAUUUAUCUUUGUCAUGGCGGUUAUGCAAAUCGUGUAUACUAUUCUCACGCUGGGUUUGGGCAGAGCCAAGAUGAGGCGCUGGAGAGCUUGGGAGAAAGAAACUCAAACAACUGAGUACCUUGUUGCCAAUGAUCCAAAUCGAUUCAGAUUUACAAGGCAAACAACAUUUGGAAGACGACACAUGACUUCUUGUACAACAACAGCUACUGAAUUAUGGAUUAAAUCUUUCUUCAGGCAGUUCUUUAAAUCAGUGGCAAAAGUUGACUACCUCACAUUGAGACAUGGUUUCAUUUCGGCUCACUUUUCAACCAGGCACGACACCUUCAAUUUCCAAAAGCACAUAGAGAGAUCAUUGGAGGAAGAUUUCAAGGAUGUUAUUGGCAUCAGCCCUGUGAUGUGGUUUAUAGUUGUCAUCCUCUUACUACUGGAUGUGUAUGGUUGGCAUGUCUAUAGUUGGAUAUCAUAUGUUCCAGCAUUGAUCGUGCUGAUUGUAGGAACCAAACUUGAAGUCAUUGUUGCAAGAAUGGCUCUUCAAAUCAAAGAACAGAAUAGCGUAAUCGUGGGGACGCCCCUGGUUAAACCAGAUGACAAACUCUUCUGGUUUGGAAAGCCAAGAUUUCUGUUAAUACUGCUACACUAUACUCUGUUUGUGAAUGCAUUCGAGUUUGCCUUCUUCGUUUGGGUUUCAAUUCAGUUUGGGGUGAAUUCUUGCUACCAUAUACACCCUGCGAUCGUUGUCACGAGGGUUGUGUUAGCGGUGACGGUCCAAGUUCUCUACAGCUAUAUCACUCUUCCUCUCUAUGCACUUGUGACACAGAUGGGUUCUGAAUUCAAGAGUAAGGGAAUAGAAGAUAAUAUGGCAAAAAUUAUUAAGCAUUGGCAUGCUCAGGUGAGGGAGAGAAGGAAAAAACAAGAACAAUCCAUACAGUCUCCAAGAAUAUCUUUGACUAGAGAAUGGAGCACCAGACACAGCGCUGUCACCGGAAGUCCUCCUUUUGCAAGGCCAAUAUAUGCUCCAAGCGAAAGCAUUCACCAAUCUAACAGAGGAGAGAUUAUGGAAGAAUAAGAAUAGUGGUAGUAAGGGACCAAGCUUGAGAGUUGAUGUUAAACCCCCAGAGGUAAGCCAGAGAUGCCAAUAUCGAAAUGGGAGUAAAUAACAAAGGCACAGAAUGGGAGGCUAAUUCUGCAUGUGUAGCAAGUAUGUUUCCAGUUUGCAGGAAAACUCUGGCAGCAUAAAUGCUGGAGUGGGAAAACAAAGGUUGCUACAUACUGCCCAGAUUUUAUUGCAACUACAUUUACAGAGGAUAUAGUUUUGGGAAGGGCUUGAGUUAAUGAGAGUAGCACAGUUUUUUUAUUUUUUAUUUUUAAUUGUGACCCCUUUUAUUUAUUUUGAUUGAAAUUUGUAAAGAAAUUUGAGAUGCGAUUGGAGUGGGGAGUAUAUACCUGUAAGAUUAGAGGCAGAAAGGAAAAAUAACACUGGAAAAAUAUUACAUCAGAAGAGAAAUAUGUUUUACAA
Messenger RNA from Ziziphus jujuba (common jujube), 2221 nucleotides. Its product is annotated as MLO-like protein 3. Gene Ontology annotation, cellular component: membrane. Gene Ontology annotation, biological process: defense response. NCBI's taxonomy places the organism in Eukaryota, Viridiplantae, Streptophyta, Magnoliopsida, Rosales, Rhamnaceae. Bases 182 to 1771 code for a protein of 529 amino acids. The record is from RefSeq and is a predicted model, not a curated record. The transcript has 15 exons.